AUGUGUGUGUGUUGCAACUUUGUGCAACAUAAAAAACAAUUAUUGCAUCGGCAUUUUAAAUGAAUAAAUAAAAAUUAAUAAUAAAAAUAUCAACAUGGCAAUAUCAUUUUGUGGUAAAAGAUUAAUUCUUACUCGUAAUUCACUUGUAAAAAUACCAAAUCGUCAUACUGGCUAUAUUAUUCUAUUACCAGAAAUUGGAGAAGAUUUACCAGACAAAGAUCCAUUAUUAAAAGAAGAUGGUUUACCAGAAUUUAAUUCAUUUACAUAUGAAAGAUCAAUAGCAGCAAUUGGAAAACAAACAGUUUUAUAUGAACAAGCAAUUAAAAAUAUUGAUGAUAAUAUUUUAGCAAACAAAGAUAAUUUAAAUAUUGUUGAUGUUGUUAUAAAUCCAUUGGAAGAAAUAAAUGUACCAAUUGAAACAACUUGGGGUAUUGCUAAAACUCUUUUUUUUGGUAAUCAAAGUUUAAUGCCAACAAAAUAUUAUCAAAGUAUAAAUAAACGUAUGACACAAGCAAGAUCAACAAAACAUACAAGUUUACCAAUAUACAAUGCAUGCAAAGAAUAUUUAUCUAAAAACAAUUCAAAUUUAACAUAUGAACAUGAACGUUUGUUAAAAAAAUAUGUAUUAGAAGGACGUUUAAAUGGUCUUGAUAUAACACAUGAUAAAACAAAAAGAUAUUAUGAAAGUACAGCAUAUAAAAUAAACACAAAUAUGAAAGAAUUUAAUGACAAAGUUGAAUUAGCAACAAAAAGAUUUAAAAUAACAAUAAAUAAUCCAUCAAUUGUAUAUGAUUUUCCUGAAGAUUAUUUAAAAAUCAUAUCAAUUGAUAAAAAAAAUUAUAAAAAUGGACCAUGGAAAAUAACACUUGAGCCAAAAAUUGUUGAUAAAUUUAUGGAAUAUUGUCCUGAUCGUGAUUUAAGAUACAAUGUAUGGAAUGGAAAUGUUGGUAGAUGUGCAAUGCACAGUGAAAAUGCACUACGUAAUAGUACAACACUUGAAGAUAUUAGAGAUAAUCGUCAUAGACAAGCUAAAAUAUUAGGCUAUAAAUCAUGGUCACACAUGAGUAUGGAAACAAAAGUUGCUGGUAAUUUAGAUAAUAUAUAUAAUGUUAUGGAUUCAUUACUUGAUACUGCUAGACCAGCACAAGAAAAUGAAUUUAAAGAAUUAACUGAAUUUUCUAAAAAUCAUGGUUUUAAUGAUACCAUACAAGCUUGGGAUGUUGAUUAUUGGAGUAGACAACAUUAUCGUAAAACACGUAAUAUUAAAGAUGAAUUAAUACAACAAUAUUUUCCAUUACCACAUGUAUUAAAUGGUUUAUUUAAUUUAAUUGAAAAAUUAUUUAAUGUUAAAAUAAUUGAAGGUAAAAAAACUGAUGUAUGGCAUUCAGAUGUUAAAUUUUUUGAUGUAUAUGAUUUAAAUAAAUCAACAACAAUACCAAUUGCACAUUUUUAUCUUGAUCCAUAUGAAAGAACGGAUUAUAAAUUAUCAUUAACACAUGAAAAUAGUUGGAUGGUUGGUUUAAAAAGUAAAAGUAAAUAUAUGAAUACAAUACCAUUGGCAUCAUUGAUAUUUAAUUUUAAUCCACCAAAAAAUAAUGAGCCAUCAUUGUUAACAAUAAAUGAUGUAUCAUUAUUGUUUCAUAAAUUUGGUAAUUUAUUACAGCAUUUAUUAACAAAUGUUGAAAAUUCAGAAAUUGCUGGUUUAUCGUCAAUUGAAUGGGAUGCUGUUGAAUUAUCUGGACAUUAUAUGAAAAAUUUUAUAUAUGAAAGUGAUGUAUUAAAAAAUAUAUCAUGUCAUUAUAAAACAAAUGAGCCAUUACCAGAUGAUACUAUUAGAAAUUUAAUAAAUUCAAGAUCACAUAUGGCUGGUUAUAAAUUAUGUAAGGAACUUUAUUUUGCACGUUUUGAUUUAAAACUUCAUGAACUUGAUGAAUUUUGGUUGACAAUUAUGAAACGUUUGUAUAAACAACAUUUUGUUAUGCCAAGAGAUAAAAAUGAAUCAUUUAUAACAUCAUGGAGUGCAAUAUUUACUGGUAAUUGGAGUGCUGCAUAUUAUAGUAAUCUUUGGAGUCAAAUGAUGGCUGCUGAUGCAUAUAGUGCAUUUAAUGAAGUACCAAAUAAUGAUGAUGAUGCUAAAAAAAUUAUAUCACAAAGAUUUAGAGAUACAUUUUUAUCACUUGGUGGUAGUGUACAUGCUGGUGAAGUUUUUCGUAGAUUUAGAGGUAGAGAUCCAAAUUCAAAAGCUUUGUUAAAUAAUCUUGGUCUUAAAAAUGAUAAUACAGAUAUUUAAUUUUUAAAUAAAAUUAAAUAACAACAAUUAAAUAUUAUUUUUUAAAUUUAAUUUAAAAUAAUUACACUUUUAUUAUUUUCUGUAUGACAAAUUAAAUAUUGCAGAGAUUAAUAUGUAUUAUAUUCAUAUAGACUAUCAUCAAUUUCAUCAUCUUGUAAUUUUUUUUUUUUGAAUAUACUAUUGUAAAUCAUAUUUGAUAAUUAUUAAAUUUUAAUAAUAAAUUAAUGGCUAAUAAUUAUAAUUAUUAAAAAUUCAUAUCACAUGAGUUUUUGUGUGGUCUUGAA
Molecule: messenger RNA, 2574 nt
Organism: Aphidius gifuensis
Lineage: Eukaryota; Metazoa; Arthropoda; Insecta; Hymenoptera; Braconidae
Product: oligopeptidase A
Exons: 2
Coding region: 95-2290 (731 amino acids)
Biological process (GO): proteolysis; peptide metabolic process
Molecular function (GO): metalloendopeptidase activity
Source: RefSeq, a predicted model, not a curated record